This is a messenger RNA of Hordeum vulgare subsp. vulgare (domesticated barley), 1157 nucleotides long. Its product is annotated as protein YABBY 6-like. The record is from RefSeq and is a predicted model, not a curated record. The coding region runs from base 308 to 925 and encodes 205 amino acids. NCBI's taxonomy places the organism in Eukaryota, Viridiplantae, Streptophyta, Magnoliopsida, Poales, Poaceae. Gene Ontology annotation, biological process: multicellular organism development; cell fate commitment. Gene Ontology annotation, cellular component: nucleus. The transcript is spliced from 6 exons.
CUCUCUCUCUCUCUCUCUCUCUCUCUCUAGAAAGCCAUAGCAUCAAUAAAACCUGGAAAGAGGAAAGCUAGACAGCUCAAUUUCUCCUUCCUCUCCGCCCAUACAUAUCUCUCUCUCCAUCGAUCUGACCUACAUACACACAGAGAAAGUUAGAGAAGCAGCAGUCGUACAUGUAACCUAGCCUGGAGUUCUCCAAGCCAACGCUUCUUCUUCUUCUUCUUGGCUGCCGCCUGGCGAACCUCGCCGUAGUCUGAACGGCCAGGGAGGGGGGCAGCGAGGCGGCGGCGCCAGGGGAUAAUCAGAAGGAAUGUCGUCGUCGGGCCAGAUCGCACCGGCAGAACAAGUCUGCUACGUCCACUGCAACUUCUGCAACACCGUACUCGCGGUGAGUGUCCCUGGGAACAGCAUGUUCAACGUCGUGACGGUCCGGUGUGGGCACUGCACGAACCUGCUUUCGGUGAGCCUGAGAGGGCAGGUGCACUCGCCGCUCCCUGCUGCUGCACAGGCCCAGGAGAGCAGCCUGGGCAAGCCCAGUGGCAUCAACGGCUUCAUUCGUGAUCACAGCGUCUACAAUCACCCGGAGUUUGGUUCCUCUUCCACGUCGUCCUCCAAAUUCCAGCUGCCCACGAUGAUGUUCUCCUCGCAAAAUGAUCUGCUGCAUGAACAGACGCUACACGCACGCCCUCCGGAGAAGAGGCAGCGUGUUCCUUCUGCGUACAACAGAUUCAUCAAGGAAGAGAUACGAAGGAUCAAAGCAAACAACCCCGACAUUAGCCACAGGGAAGCCUUCAGCACCGCCGCAAAGAACUGGGCACAUUACCCAAACAUCCACUUCGGGCUAAACCCCGGGAGCGACGGUGGCAAGAGGCUCGCCGUCGACGAUGCCGCGCCGGCUGCCAAGAAGAUCCAAGGUUUCUGUUCAUAGACACGACGGGGUCGGGGUUCCAAACAAGAAAAAAUGUAUCUAUAUAUAGUAUUAGUGUAUCGCAUAUAUAUGUAUAUGUAUACGUACGUACUGCAUGUGAGUAACUAAAGAAGCAACAGAAAAAAGAAGAAGUCGCUACGUACCUUUUACCUUGUUUAUUAACUACGGCAAUGGAGUGAUCGGAGUCAGAUACAAACAAGACUGGAUAAAUAAAACUAGUGAUUGAUGCAAA